UCCAUUAAUCUUCUUUGGAUAAACUGACUAAAACUGAGUUUACCUUCGUCAACAAAUCGUGAAUCAGUCGAUCAAAAAUGGAGAUGAUGGAUUGGUUGGUUUCCAUGCCAAAAGUGGAGCUCCAUGCCCAUCUCAAUGGUUCUGUUCGCAAUUCCACUCUCCUAGAACUUGCUAAAGAAUUGGGUGAGAAGGACAUUAUUGUUUUUUCUGAAGUUGAGCAUGUUAUCCUCAAAAAUGAUAGAUCUUUGGCUGAAGUGUUCAAGUUGUUUGAUUUGAUUCACAUUCUUACUACUGAUCAUGCUACUGUCACCAGAAUCACCAAAGAAGUUGUUGAAGACUUUGCUGCUGAGAAUGUUGUCUAUUUGGAAUUGAGAACUACCCCUAAGAGGAAUGAUGCUAGAGGAAUGACCAAAAGGUCUUACAUGGAAGCCGUGAUUGAGGGUUUAAGGAAAGUUGAUGCUGUCGACAUUGAUUUUACCUAUACUGAAGUCAGAUUGGAGAAGAAAGGGAAGUCGUGUGAAAUGGGAAAUGAGUGUGAUGGCAUUUCUAGGAAAAAGAUACAUGUUAGACUUCUCCUCAGCAUUGAUCGACGUGAGACACUUGAAGCCGCGAUGGAAACUGUUAAGUUGGCGUUGGAAUUGAAAGAUUUCGGAGUGGUUGGUAUUGAUCUAUCUGGGAAUCCAAAAGUGGGAGAAUGGACAACAUUUUUGCCAGCUUUGAAAUUUGCCAGAGAACAAGGUCUUUGCGUUACACUGCACUGUGGAGAGGUCCCUAAUCAGGAGGAGAUACAUGGAAUGCUGGACUUUCUUCCUGAGAGGAUUGGUCAUGCCUGUUGCUUGGAAGAAGAUGCAUGGACAAAAUUGAAAAUGUCCAAGAUACCGGUCGAAAUAUGUUUGACAUCUAACAUUCGAACUAAUACAAUCUCCUCCAUCGACGUUCAUCAUUUUGCCGAUUUAUACAAUACAAAACAUCCACUUAUUCUGUGCACUGAUGACACCGGGGUGUUCUCCACCAGUUUGUCUAAAGAAUACGCCGUUGCUGCUGCUGCAUUUGGUCUUGGGAAGAAGGAAUUGUUCCAGCUAGCGAGGAAUGCGGUUGAAUUUUCAUUCGCCCAGGAACAAGUAGCGCGAGAAUUGAAAGAUUUCUUUGAUCUAGUUGAAGAAAGGCUUAGCUUACACUGAUUGAUGAGUUUGUUGUAAGCUUGGAACUACAUAACCAGGCAUAUUAAGGUUUGGUAUGGAUUAUUGAUAUUAUUAUGGAGGCCACCAACUAACAACUAUGCAAGUGUGUUAAUUGGUGUUUCUUUGGCGAUUCUUGCUUGUAUUAUGUACGGAGUAUAGUUCAUUUAUCUAUUUUCCUUUUGUUGACAGAAAUAGAAAUAUGUUUUUGAGGAAAUAACAUUUGUUAUGUAUGUUUAAGAAGAACACACGUAAGAAGAAUUGAAGAUUGAGUUC
Molecule: messenger RNA, 1454 nt
Organism: Spinacia oleracea (spinach)
Lineage: Eukaryota; Viridiplantae; Streptophyta; Magnoliopsida; Caryophyllales; Amaranthaceae
Product: N6-mAMP deaminase
Exons: 11
Coding region: 78-1181 (367 amino acids)
Biological process (GO): inosine biosynthetic process; adenosine catabolic process
Molecular function (GO): adenosine deaminase activity
Source: RefSeq, a predicted model, not a curated record